Molecule: messenger RNA, 1937 nt
Organism: Xenopus tropicalis (tropical clawed frog)
Lineage: Eukaryota; Metazoa; Chordata; Amphibia; Anura; Pipidae
Product: elongin-A
Exons: 11
Coding region: 91-1806 (571 amino acids)
Biological process (GO): transcription by RNA polymerase II; transcription elongation by RNA polymerase II
Cellular component (GO): nucleus; elongin complex
Source: RefSeq, a predicted model, not a curated record
UGGCGCUCUAGCAGUUAUAGCACCGGCUGGACGCGGAGUGCUUUAUGCGCUGCAUGCGAUUCCCGGGAGGGAACCGGUUCAGCUGCCGACAUGGAUGCGAAGGGUACAGUGCAGAGGGUCCAGCAGCUCAAAGAGCGACUCGGCCGCGCACAAGAUACACGGAAGAUUUACAAAGCUCUCAGCAGCUUGAAAGAACUUGACAUCACCCUGGAUAUUCUUGUGGAAACUGGAAUUGGAAAAACUGUGAAUGGAUUACGAAAACACUCCGAAGUGGGAGAUGUUGCUAAAUCAAUUGUCAUUCAGUGGAAAAAACUAGUACCUGAGGGGAAAGAACAUUCCAGCAACCAUAAACCAAAAAUCAAGACUGGUGGGGAUCUUAUCAGUGAGAAGCUGUCACAUCCAGUUUCAAGAGAGAAGACACAGUUUAAGGAAAAGACUUGUGAGACUGUUACGUCAAGAUGUCUUGAGUCUGAUAAAACUGCUGCUAGUUGUAUUAACAAGAAGCUGUCUAAGGAACCAAAGUCUCAGAAAAUCCUAAACAGUAACAAAGAACGCAGCCCUGAUACUGGUAAUUCACACUCCAAACCUUUCCUGUCCGCUGACAAAAAGAGCUCUGCGAAAGAUGAAAUGGCAAAAACAAACUGUGUACAGGCUUCUAAAAGACAUUUACAUAAAGACAAUAAAAUGGAAGGACUUGAAAAGAAAUCAAAUCAUACAUUUUCUGAUGAUGAAUAUGAUAUCCCCUCUAUGUCCUUCGAAUCAUAUCUCAAUUAUGAUCAAACAGCAAUCAAAAGGAAAAAAAGAUCAUGCCCAUCAAAUGAGCCACCAAGAAAGAUUCAAGUGUGCAAACAGUACAGCACUACACAGCUGGGCAAGACUGAAACUGCACCAUCAGUGAACAGUAGUGAUCAACAGAAAAUGAAAGUGGAAAGUCAUACAAGUGAGGGCAAGACGGGGACUUUAUCUGAUUUGCUUAAGGUUCCACUGCCUAAAUUUUUACCAGACUAUUCCUUAAUGCUGUCACCACCACAAACCACAGACCAUAAAGCAAACCUUCCAGAAGCUGAACAGAGCUGUGAAUCAUAUGGCUUUACUGGGCGCAGGUUAAAUUCCAAAAUGCAGGUCUAUUCUGGUUCCAAAAUCAUUUAUCUUCCAAAAAUGUUAACUCUAUAUGAACAAUGCAUACGAGUUCUUCAAAACAAUAUUGACUCUAUUCAAGAAGUUGGGGGUGUACCAUUUGACAUUCUUAAACCUGUCCUUGAGCGCUGUACACCAGAGCAGUUAAGCCGAAUUGAAGAAUAUAACCCGGUCUUUAUAGAGGCCUCUGGACUUAUGUGGGAAAAACAUUGUGCAAGAGAUUUUAAGAGCCACAAACUUAUGGAAUAUGAGACCUGGCGUGAAAUGUACUUAAGGCUUUUUGGCGAGAGAGAAGAAAAAUUAAAAAUGAUUACACAAAAUAUCAGCUCUGCUCAUUCUGGGAAACCAAAAGGCCGUCAGGUAAAACUAGCUUAUAUAAAUGGUGCAGCCAAACCUCCACACAAUAUUCGCAGACGACAGGAGAUCCUUGGGACAGCUGGACCAAUUGUACAGCCUCAUCCAAUAGACAAGCUCAAGCAGCAAAGGAAUGAAAAUAAAGACAGAUGUAUUGCUACUCCAAAGCAAAAUGCACCAGCUAGCAUGGUUGUUAAUAGUAAUGUCCAUUCUGGAGGAGGACCAAGCCAAGAUCCAAAGAAGACUGUUAAGAAAAUUGCUCCAAUGAUGGCAAAGUCAAUGCGAGCCUUCAAAAACCGAGUUGGGCCAAGAUAAAUAUUCUCACAAUUUUGUGUUUUCGAAAUAGUCCAAUGUAUAAUAAUUAUGUAAUUAUGUAAACAUUCUUUAAUUUGACAAAAACUAUGUAUGUAAACAUAUUCCUAAUGUAAUAAAGAGUAAAGUGAGAA